Molecule: messenger RNA, 1621 nt
Organism: Patiria miniata (bat star)
Lineage: Eukaryota; Metazoa; Echinodermata; Asteroidea; Valvatida; Asterinidae
Gene: snrpd3
Product: small nuclear ribonucleoprotein Sm D3-like
Exons: 2
Coding region: 153-539 (128 amino acids)
Biological process (GO): spliceosomal snRNP assembly; RNA processing
Cellular component (GO): U5 snRNP; SMN-Sm protein complex; catalytic step 2 spliceosome
Molecular function (GO): RNA binding
Source: RefSeq, a predicted model, not a curated record
UUUGUUUCGCAUAAUCACCAACAACAAACGUACGCUGAACGUGUUUACGGGAAGAUUUGUAAGUGCGCGGGAGUAAAACAGUUCAAAAUCCACCUCCAUCGAUUCGAAGAUUUAUUAUUUUGGCUGAUUAACUUACCAGACUUGAAGGCAAGAUGUCGAUUGGUGUUCCCAUCAAGGUUUUGCACGAAGCAGAGGGUCACGUCGUGACUUGCGAGACAAAUACCGGGGAGGUGUACCGGGGAAAGUUGAUCGAAGCUGAAGACAACAUGAACUGCCAGAUGACCAACAUCACAGUCACGUACCGAGAUGGCAGGGUUGCGCAGCUAGAACACGUCUUUAUCCGUGGUAGCAAGAUCAGAUUUCUAAUACUGCCGGACAUGUUGAAGAAUGCACCGAUGUUUAAGAAAACUGGAAACAAAGGGGGCACAGUUGGAAGAGGAAAAUCGGCCAUUCUACGAGCACAAGCGGCAGCAAAAGGCAGAGGGCGAGGAAAUGAAGGCGGCCGAGGUCGCGGCAACGUCUUCCAACGGAGAAAGUGAAACUGAACUGACUGUUUAUAUCAAGUCUUGUAAAUAAAGCAUUGGAUUUUCAGUAAUUUGAGGUUUCUACAUACAGGAGUCUGCGAUGCAUUGCUACACUGGAAAAGGAAUGUUGGGCUACCUGUCUUGUCUUCAAGGAAAAUAGCUGAUGGCGACACAUUUUGAGCUGUUCACUAUUGACGUUAAAUCCUACUUCUUGGAAUUUCUGCUGUUAACAAAGAGCAGGCAGUCCUUGGAUUUUCAGAUUGAAAUGUCCUUGAAGAAUGUUUUAUAGUCAUUGUUUAGGGUUCAAACUUGACCCAGCAGUAACUGGGGCGCUAGAACUCAAUUCUUGAAAUUUUGUUUUGGAAUGGUCGUACUAGCACCCCAGAUGAUCUAUUGCAUUAAAACGGCAAUCUCAUAAUUUGCCAACCAUCCUACUCAAAAUAUUGCCAACAUUUUCUAGCUGAGAAAUCACUGUCAUGACUGUUCUGGAAAAUUGUUUCAUCAGGAUGUUGCAGUUAAAUAUUAACAUUGCAACUAAGAUGGGCAUCAGGAUGACCGCCAAUUGUUAAAACUUUAAUGCAAUCUGACCAACAUUUGUGGCAGUUACACUUCAUGAAUGAAUCAAUAGUUGAAGAUCGUUCAGUGCCCCAAAAGGGGGCAAGGAAACAUAUGUAAAUAAUUUUCCUCAUUUUUGUCAGUUUUGAUUUAAUUAGUAAGUGAAAGUCCAUCAUGUUUAUUUCUUUUGUAUUUUUGGGUAAAAAUAAUGUUUAAAAAGAAGUCUGAACACAAUGAUUUCAUUGUUCCCAUGAAGUUGCUGAAGGGGGGGGGGGAUUGAUGACCUUUUUAAAGUAUAAAACAAACUUCUUCAGAGAGCUCGUCUGUGACAAACAACACUCCAAGUUCAUUGGAAAAAAAAACUGCAUUACGUCCAUUUUUAUUUAAAUACACAUUCUCCAUUGGAGAAAAUUUAUUAUGGAACAUGUUUCUUCCUGCAUUCGUUCAUGAUCAGUGACAGAAUAGCAUACACACAAUUGAUAGCUCAUUGAAAUAAACCAUUCUAUUUUAUACCCUGUUUUACUUGAAUACUCCAUUGUUUA